Messenger RNA from Dendrobium catenatum, 1272 nucleotides. RefSeq names its product probable enoyl-CoA hydratase 2, mitochondrial. The coding region runs from base 92 to 1078 and encodes 328 amino acids. Lineage: Eukaryota; Viridiplantae; Streptophyta; Magnoliopsida; Asparagales; Orchidaceae. The record is from RefSeq and is a predicted model, not a curated record. Gene Ontology annotation, molecular function: enoyl-CoA hydratase activity. Gene Ontology annotation, biological process: fatty acid beta-oxidation. Gene Ontology annotation, cellular component: mitochondrion. The transcript is spliced from 8 exons.
AAUAUCUGUUAGAAGUUUUUACCAAAAGAAAUUAAUUCCCUCGACCAUCUCCCAAUCGCUGCUGCUGCUGCUGCUGCUCUCCUCGUUGACAAUGCAUCGAUUCCGAUCCGUAUUGUGCCGCGGUACUCUUAAUUGCGGAAGCAGCAGCUCUAACGCCUCCGCUGCUCAAUUUCUUCAUAAUAGCCGCGCUUGGAGAUGUCUUCCCCAUCCCCCGGCUCCCGCCGCCGUGGCGGCGCCGUGCCAGUUCCGUCUUUUCUUCUGCAGAACUCUAAUUCUUCAAACAGUCCCCAAUGUGGUGAGAAUAGAAAAACUCUCCGAUUCGGAUUCAGGGAUUGUGGAUUUGAAGCUGGAGAGGGCUGAGGCAAAGAACGCGAUCAGUAAGGAAAUGCUGAGGGGAUUGCAGAAUGCGAUAGUGGAGAUUGAUAAUGACUCAUCGGCCAAGGUCGUUAUAGUCAGCAGUUCCAUUCCUAGGGUUUUUUGCGCUGGUGCUGACCUCAAGGAGCGCAGACUGAUGAAUACCUCUGAAGUUGAGCAUUUUGUUAACUCUCUGCGUUCAACGUUCUCCUCACUGGAGGCACUCUCUGUUCCUACUAUUGCUGUUAUUGAAGGAGCGGCACUAGGUGGUGGGCUAGAAAUGGCUCUUUCUUGUGAUCUUCGUAUAUGCGGGGAGGAUGCUGCAUUUAGCAUGCCGGAGACUGGACUUGCAAUAAUUCCUGGAGCUGGUGGAACCCAACGACUUCCAAGGAUAGUUGGAAGAUCAUUAGCAAAAGAACUCAUAUACACUGCCAGAAGGUUUGGUGGAAGAGAAGCUUUGUCCAUGGGCCUUGUGAAUUACUGUGUUCCAACAGGAGAAGCUUAUACUAAGGCUCUUCAAAUUGCCAGAGACAUAAAUGAAAAGGGACCAUUGGCUAUAAAGAUGGCUAAAAAGGCAAUCGAUGAAGGAAUGCUACAGGUGGAUUUGGCUUCAGCCUUGUCAAUUGAGGAAGAAUGCUAUGUGCAGCUUCUUCAUUCUCAGGAUCGCCUCGAAGGAUUAGCAGCCUUUGCCGAAAAGCGAAAGCCUAAAUAUGCUGGCAAGUAAGAGAUAAUUUAGGCAUUGUUUGGGACAACUUUUUUACUGCUUUUUAAAGUAGUUUUUUAAUACAAAAAUUUUUGAGAAACAGUAAAAGAAGUUGUCCCAAACGAAGCCUUACUCAUCUCAUGAAGUACUUAUUUUCCGCUUGACAUUUUUUUUAUCCAUAAAAGGGUGAUUUAUAUUUAGGUUUUGUUUGGGGU